Messenger RNA from Rhizophagus irregularis DAOM 181602=DAOM 197198, 1258 nucleotides. RefSeq lists its product as uncharacterized. The record is from RefSeq and is a predicted model, not a curated record. Gene Ontology annotation, molecular function: oxidoreductase activity. Gene Ontology annotation, biological process: steroid metabolic process. Lineage: Eukaryota; Fungi; Glomeromycota; Glomeromycetes; Glomerales; Glomeraceae.
AUAAAAUCGGUAACCUUUAAACUCAAACUUUACUUCGUUUUGUUUACAAUGUCUUACGGAGAUUUACUUGAUGAAGUGUUAAUUCAUUUAACACUUGUAAUAGAUUAUAUCUCAUAUGCAUAUAAUACUCUUAUCUCGUUCAUUUUAUUUAAAUUUCUUAAUCAACCACCGUUACAUGUUCAUAUUCCAACACAGACUUAUCAUCCAGCAGUUUUAGUUACAGGAACCUCUGUUGGAAUUGGACGAAAUGUUGCAUUAAAUUUAGCCAAAAGAGGUUAUACAGUCUUUGCAACAGUUCGUAAAGAAGAGGAUGCGGAGGAUUUAAAGAACACUUUUCAAGAAACUGACAAUGUUAUGAAUGGUUCUUUAGAAAGUUUAAUAAUGGAUGUAACUAAUAAAGACGAUAUUAAAAAAUCUUACGAUAUUAUUCGUAAUAAGAUUGGUAGAGAAAUUCCUUUUGUUGGAUUAAUUAAUAAUGCUGGAUUAGUUUUAUAUAUUCCUUUAGAAAUUGCAACAGAAAAAUCUUUUGAAGAUAGUUUUAAUACGAAUUAUUUUAGUAUUAUUAAUUUAACGAAAAAAUUUUUACCUUUAUUAAGAGAAAGUAGAGGUAGAGUCAUUAACAUUGGUAGUAUGGCUUCUUGGAGUCCUGCUCCUUCUAUGGGAAUUUAUUCUUCAACUAAAGCUGCUAUUAGAUCUAUUACACAAGUAUGGAGAAUGGAAACUAGAUCUAUGGGUAUACAUUUCUCUCUCAUCGAACCUGGUAUUGUUGCAACCCGAUUGACCCAGAACCAAUUGAAUACAUAUCGUACUUUUACAUCAUUCCCAACCGAUUCAAAAUAUCAUGACAUUCCACAAAGUAAAGGUAUUACAUCAAACGUAAUUGAUGCUUAUGAAAAUUUAUUUAAAAUGAUCGCAAAAAGGAGUUCAUUGGUUGCAUCAAAAGCUAUUCCACCUGCUAUUGUAACUGAUGCUAUAGUACAUGCUUUAACCGCUCCUUAUCCUAAAAAUACUUAUUAUGUUGGUUUGGAUGCUAGACUUAUUGCUAUGGUAAGUUGGUUGUUUGGUGAUAGAAUUAUUGAAGCUAUUCAAGCAAAAGCUUUGUAUGUUCCUAAUGAUAUGAUUGCUGUUAUAUGAGAUUUUGGAAUUUAAAUAGCUAGAGAUUAUUGUUUAUUUAUUUAAUCUUAAACUAUUUUCUCCUUAACAUUUUUAAUAAAAAAUAUAUAUAUAUCUUGUUACAAGAUAUUUUAAUUAAUUUUAA